AUGGCAACUGCACUAAACGUUCAAUGUACAAAAUGUGCGAAAAGUGCUGGUAUAGCUACAUGCAAUGGCUGUUUAGCAAAAUUGUGCAGACGGUGUUUCAAUGAUCAUCGUCAAGAUUUGUUAAAAGAAUUCGACAAUGUUGUUUAUGCGCACGAUAUUCUUAAACAAAAGCUCGAAACACCAAACAAAAAUGACUCACAUCGUUUGUUAAAACAGAUUGAUGAAUGGAAGAAAGACUCUGUCGAUAAAAUUAAUCAGCUCGCUGAGCAAUGUCGGACUGACGUUAUCAUAUUGCUAGAUAAAAACAAGGAUGAGCUUAUUGACAGAUUUCGCAAAAUAUCGAAUAGAGUUCACAAAGGUCGAGACGACGAAGAUUAUGUUGAACGAGAUCUCAGUAAGUGGAUGGCUGACUUAAAAGAACUAACAGAUGAACUUAUCAAACCAUCGAAUUUCCGCAUCGAAGAGGAUAAACAAUCGCCUUGGAUUCAAAAGAUCAGAGUACGCGAAGAUAUCCACGACCAAGCAAAGGUGAAAGAUGGUAAGUGGUGGUUCAACUUUGUCAAUAAACAGAUUUAA
Messenger RNA from Didymodactylos carnosus, 576 nucleotides. Lineage: Eukaryota; Metazoa; Rotifera; Eurotatoria; Philodinida; Philodinidae. The record is from the annotation of a GenBank genome assembly.